ACCGAGUUGUGAAUUUGAUGUGGACCCGACAAUUGUGGAGAAGUGGAUCACGGCUUACAAAUUCUUUAGCUAUUUUUGUGUCUGUUUUGCUAAAAGUUUAAAACUUUAAAGUAAGAUUGCAAGUAGGGAAGUCCAACUAUUAGAUUCCAGUUCCAUUGGAAUCACCAACACCAUAAGUCCAUACCCUUCUCUCCAUUCCUAUCUGCAAACUCUUCUAAAAUGCCGGAAUCAGAAGAAGAAAACCGGUCGAGUAAUUUUUUUAUAAGGGGGCCUCCGGCGACGGAAGAGUUACCGGUGAUGAUGACCAUGGAUCUCGACCUUGAUGGUUCCUGGACUUUCGAUCAGAUCUUCUCGUCGGACCCUUCGCCGUCGUUUAUUCUAUCAGCAACCGAACAAUCUUUCUCUCCUCUGUGGGCGUUUUCCGACGAUAAUAACAACAACAUCAACGACGGUGACGAUAAACCCGCCGGAAAUGCCACGUUGACCUCUUCCGGAGCUGCUCACCGACUUCUUCCAGUGGAUACAGAUAACCCUGAUCAAGUAACAAGAAAACCAUCAAACAAUGAUAUAAAAAGGAGGCUCCCAUUACCCAUUUUGGAUGUGAAUCCAUCAGAAUAUCAAGAUGCAACAUGCAUAAUCAAAGAAAGAAUGACAAUGGCACUUCGAUACUUCAUAGAACUUGGUGAAAAACAUGUUCUUGCUCAAGUAUGGGCACCUGUGAAAAACCGGGGUCGAAACGUGUUGACCACAUCUGGUCAACCCUUUGUGCUUGACCCAAAUUGCACGGGUCUUCAUCAAUACAGAAUGGCUUCUUUAAUGUAUGUGUUCUCUCUUGAUGGUGAAACUGAUGAAGUCCUUGGGCUUCCUGCUCGUGUUUUUAGACAUAAGCUUCCAGAAUGGACUCCAAAUGUGCAGUAUUAUUCAGACAAAGAAUAUCAAAGGCUUAAUCAUGCUCUGAAUUAUAAUGUUCGUGGGACUUUGGCUUUGCCUGUUUUUGAACCUUCUGGCCAAUCCUGUGUUGGUGUUCUUGAGUUGAUAUUGACUUCACAGAAGAUAAAUUAUGCCCCUGAGGUUGAUAAAGUCUGCAAAGCACUCGAGGCGGUGAAUUUGAAAAGUUCAGAUAUAUUGGAUCCUCCGAAUACGCAGGCAAGCAUUUUUCCUUUAACUCAGAUUUGCAACGAAAGCCGACAACAAGCCCUAGCUGAAAUCCUGGAGAUAUUAGCAGUCGUAUGCGAGACUCAUAAUUUCCCAUUAGCUCAAACGUGGGUCCCAUGUAGGCAUCGAAGUGUUCUAGCCUAUGGUGGUGGAUUCAAGAAAAGUUGCAGCAGUUUCGAUGGAAGUUGUAUGGGUCAAGUAUGCAUGUCAACAACCGAUGUCGCCUUUUAUGUUGUCGAUGCUCAUAUGUGGGGAUUUCGUGAAGCGUGUGCUGAACAUCAUUUACAAAAGGGUCAAGGGGUAGCUGGAAGGGCGUUUGCUACACGAAGUUCUUGUUUUUGUGAAAAUAUAACGCAUUUUGGAAAAACCGAAUACCCUUUGGUUCAUUAUGCGCGUAUGUUUGGUUUAGUUGGAUCUUUUGCAAUUUGUUUGAGGAGUAGUCAUACGGGCGAUGAUGAUUAUAUCCUGGAGUUCUUUCUUCCUCCUAAUGUGGUGGAGUUUAAAGAUCAACAGAAAGUAUUGGGAUCUUUGUUGACUUCUAUGAAGCAGCAUUUUAGGAGUCUUAAGGUCGCUUGUGGGGAAGAAAUAGGGGAAGAUGGGAGAAUGGUUGAAAUUAUUAAAGCAUGUGAAGAAGGCGAUGUUCUUGAUUCGGGGGUUCACUCGAUUCGGUUAUCGGAAUCUUUAAUAUCAAAUGGAGGCCCAGUGGGUUGUGUUGAUGCUUUGGUCAGGCCCAAUGCGUUGAAUGGAAAUUGUGGGAAAUCAGAGAAUGUGGAAAUUACCAAAAAGUCCGAGAGAAAACGAGGGAAAGCUGAGAAAUCGAUUAGCUUGGAAGUCCUUCAGCAACACUUUGCAGGAAGUCUUAAAGAUGCUGCAAAGAAUCUUGGUGUUUGUCCCACUACAAUGAAAAGAAUAUGCAGACAACAUGGGAUUUCAAGGUGGCCUUCAAGAAAGAUCAACAAAGUCAACCGUUCACUUACAAAGCUAAAACGGGUGAUUGAAUCAGUUCAAGGAGGUGAAGGAACAUUCACAAUUCCUUCAUUAGCAACCACCCCACUCCCCAUUGGUGUUGACUCCACAUCAUGGCCCACAGCUCCAAACGGGUCACCAACUACCCAAAAUGGGUCUCCCGGGUCAAAACCAUCUCAAAAGAACGAUCAAGGUCAAACCCAUCAAACAUCGGGCAGCAGAGAAGCAAGCACGGGCAGCCCGACUUCCCACAGGUCAUGUCAAGAAAGUCAACUGUUUGAAGUCAAAGCACCGAAUCUUGAAGGGCUUAUAGCACCACAAACUGAAGAACCGUUUAGAGGAAUGCUAAUUGAGGAUGCUGGAAGCUCACAUGAUCUCACAAAUCUUUGUCAACCCACUGAGGUUCUUGAAAAGGUACAAGAAGUUAGCCCAAAGGUACAACCCUUCACAGCAAGGACUGAAAUGAAAACAAUAACAAUAAAGGCGACUUACAGAGAAGACAUAAUUAGGUUUCGUGUGGGUGCAAAUUCGGGUAUAGUGACAUUGAAAGAAGAAGUUGGAAAGAGGUUGAAGUUGGAUGUGGGUACUUUCGAUAUCAAGUAUCUUGAUGAUGAUCAUGAAUGGGUUCUUGUAGUAUGUGAUGCAGAUUUGCAAGAAUGUGUGGAGUUGUCAAUGUCAUCAGGGUGCAACAUAAUCAGGCUUUUAGUUCAUGAUUUGUCGACUAAUCAUGGGAGCUCAUGUGAGAGUUCAGGUUAAUUAAUCAUAAUUAUGAGUACAAGUUCAAGCCCAUUGUGUUUAUAAAUCAUCAACUUGUGAAAAUGCAAAAAAGAUGGUCGAAAAUAGGGAGAGAGAGAGACAUUCUGUGGGUGUUUUAAUCGAGUUUUUGGCCAAGUGUAAUGUUGAUUUAUUUUUGAGUAUGUUAGUUGUUUUAAAGUGUUGAAAUGUUAGGGUUAGGGUUAAGUUGUAGAUUUAUGGGGGUCAUUUAGCAAGGUGAUCGAAUUUUAGGGAGGAAUUUUCCCAUAUUCUUUGUUGUAUAAGAAGAUAGCAUUAAAUGGUGAUUAGAAAUGUUAAUUGUAUAUUGGUUGCUUUUUUCUUUUCUUUGUGAGUAAGCUACAUUUUUGGUCCAUGUGUUCAUGUAAUCUUUUUCUUAAAAAAAAAAAAUCGUCUCUUUUU
Molecule: messenger RNA, 3294 nt
Organism: Lactuca saligna
Lineage: Eukaryota; Viridiplantae; Streptophyta; Magnoliopsida; Asterales; Asteraceae
Source: the annotation of a GenBank genome assembly